AUGGCGAUUCUGCUCCGGCGGUCCCGCCUUCUCUUUCUCAUCGCGGCCGUUAUUCUUUACUUCACCGGCCGGACGUUGCUAACAUUCAACGAAGAGACCUACUCCCUCGCCGGCGUACAAGUUCUUCGAUCGGGCAUUGACUGGGCCACCGUCCGUCAGGCGAACCCCGUAGACUCGAUCAGGUCCCUCCCGACCGGAGACCCUCACGACCUGCCUCGCGUGCAGCAUGUUUUCACGACCGGCGGUCCGACCGGUAUUUCGAAAGAUGAGCUCGAAGCGAGACGGGAAAAGGUGCGCGCUACCUUUUUGAGGGGGUGGAAGUCGUAUAGGAAGCUGGCAUGGAUGUCAGACGAGCUUGCUCCCGUGUCUGGGACGCCUAAGACCACCUUUGGAGGAUGGGCGGCUACAGCCGUGGACGCUCUCGAUACACUGUGGAUCAUGGGGCUCAACCACGAGUUCACGGAGGCUACUCAUGCGAUAGCAAGGAUCGACUGGUCGAAGACUCGCGAUUCUAGUCUAAACGUGUUCGAGACGACUAUCCGACAUCUCGGGGGCCUGCUGAGCGCCUAUGACCUGAGCUACCACCCUGCGCUACUAGCCAAGGCGAUAGAAUUGGGCGACAUGCUCUACAUGGCAUUUGACACACCGAAUCGCAUGCCUCCUUUCUGGCUAAAUUUCAACCAUGCGCUUAAGGGCUCGCAGACGGCUGGCGAAAGCGAAGCAUCUGCUGCAGUCGGCACUCUAUCGAUGGAAUUUACGAGGCUCUCUCAAAUUACGGGGAACGACAAGUACUUUGAUGCCAUCGAUAGGGUCAAGGACGUCUUGCAGAAGACGCAGAACCAGACCGUUCUGCCUGGAAUGUGGCCGAUUGAGAUCAAUUUCCGAAGUGAGAAAGCAACCAGUCGAUACUUCACGCUUGGCGGCCGUGCGGAUUCCCUUUACGAAUAUCUUCCAAAGAUGCACAUGCUUUUGGGUGGCUUGGACCCGGCGUACAAGGAAAUGGCGAUCGCAUCUCUGGAUACUGCGAAGGACAAUCUCCUCUUCCGACCGAUGGUGAGGAAUUCUCCUCCAGUUCUAUUCUCUGGUCGCGUUGUCGUUCCCUUCCGCAAUGAUUCGGAGCGGGACCUUACUGCCGAGGGCGAACACUUAACAUGCUUCACCGGCGGCAUGUUUAGUCUGGCUGGCAAGUUAUUCUCUCGAGAUGACUACCUCGAUUGCGGCGAGCAGCUCACUCGGGGAUGUGCGUGGGCGUACGAAAGCUUUCCCACCGGGCUGAUGCCGGAGCGCUUCCAGAUGAAGCCAUGCAAGACGAAGAAUCUUGGGCCAUGCGAGUUUGACGAUGAGAAGGAUACGGAAGAUGCCUUGGAUCGUGACGACAACCUGCCCGAGGGCUUCACGUGGGUCAAGGACUCUCGAUACAUACUACGGCCGGAGGCGAUUGAGAGCAUUUUUUACGCCUACCGCAUUACGGGAAAGGAGGAGUAUCUCGAUAUCGCGUGGAAGAUGUUCAAGGCGAUCGAAGCUGCUACCGAGACGCCGCUUGCGAACUCCGCCAUUGCGGAUGUCAAGGCAACCGGGACGACGAGGAAGCUUGACUCGAUGGAGAGUUUCUGGUUCUCGGAAACCCUCAAGUACUUUUACCUCAUCUUCUCCCCACCCGAUGUCAUCAGCCUGGACGAUUAUAUCUUCAACACUGAAGCUCAUCCAUUUAGGCGACCGAAGCCCGAGCUCAGGGUUCAGAGAGCUCGCAGUCUAAACACACCUCCAAAGGUGUCCGAGACCAUGGAACCUCCGUUCAACCUCUUCACAACACUCCGCUACGAUGUGAAGCUCGAAUCGCUCCACAACAACCCGGCCUUCACCCACGCCGGCUGGAACUACCGCCGCGCAUCGCCCUGCUACAUGCUCGACUUCCACCGCGACCGGAUGCUCCGCGCGUCUACGUACUGGCACUGGGACGCCGCGACGGCUACGCUCUCCGGCGACGCGGGACUCGCGCGGCUAGAGACGGUAAUUCUACAGGGCGUCACGGCCGAGGGCAAGGACGAGGAGCCGCUCCGCGUACGAGUCGUUGUGAACGAGGAAGGCGAUUUAAGUGUGGGGCUUGGCGCCGAGACAGAGAAGACGCUGGAGGAUUUGUACCCCUCCGGAUUAGCGGCGCCUGAGGAACUUGCGGGACGGACUCCGACGUACACGGUGGUGCUGGAUGAUGUGAGGACGGUCAAGUCGGAGUAUACGCAUUACAAGACGACGAGGAGGGAGAUGUAUAAUGGGGCGAGGGAGAGGGCGGGGAUUAAACUUGGGGAUCCGAAGGAGGUUUUGCUGGCGGCGGAGGAUGGGGCUGUCAUGGAGGGGAGUACGGUGACGCCGUAUUUCUGGAGGGGAGGGAGGUGGGUUACGCCGCCGGUUAGGGAGAGGUGGGGGUUGGAAGGGGAUAGUGGUGGGCAGGAUGGGACGACGAGGAGGUGGACUUUGGAGAGGGGAUAUGCUGUUGAGGAAGUAGUUCAGGCUAGUUCGAUCGUUGAUGGGGAGCUGGUAUGGUUGAGCAAUGGUGCGAAAGGCUUCAUCCUCGCAAAAUUCGACGCCAGAAAGAGCUCAUGA
Scedosporium apiospermum is the source of this 2601-nucleotide messenger RNA. RefSeq lists its product as uncharacterized. The record is from RefSeq and is a predicted model, not a curated record. Gene Ontology annotation, cellular component: Golgi membrane; endoplasmic reticulum. Gene Ontology annotation, biological process: carbohydrate metabolic process; N-glycan processing. NCBI's taxonomy places the organism in Eukaryota, Fungi, Ascomycota, Sordariomycetes, Microascales, Microascaceae. The transcript is spliced from 4 exons. Gene Ontology annotation, molecular function: mannosyl-oligosaccharide 1,2-alpha-mannosidase activity; calcium ion binding. Bases 1 to 2601 code for a protein of 866 amino acids.